Molecule: messenger RNA, 4360 nt
Organism: Xiphias gladius (swordfish)
Lineage: Eukaryota; Metazoa; Chordata; Actinopteri; Istiophoriformes; Xiphiidae
Gene: gprc5c
Product: G protein-coupled receptor, class C, group 5, member C
Exons: 4
Coding region: 576-2063 (495 amino acids)
Biological process (GO): G protein-coupled receptor signaling pathway
Cellular component (GO): plasma membrane; intracellular membrane-bounded organelle; extracellular exosome
Molecular function (GO): G protein-coupled receptor activity; protein kinase activator activity
Source: RefSeq, a predicted model, not a curated record
AUCCAGAGACAUGGCCACAUAAACCUUUCAAUGAAAUACAUCCGUGUCAUUUCUUUGUUUUGGUGUUUGUUGGUCAACAUAAAGUGCGCAGUAACUCGGCCUUUGCGCUGCUUUCCUCCACACAGGCUCCUAUGAGGGAUAUCUAGUGCCUUGUGCGGGUCUUCGUCUUACAUGCGGGUAAAGUGUGUAGGGUGGUCGCUUGUAGUCCUCAACCCCCGUUGAAGUGCUGCAUAUGUGAAGCCGUUUUUCCAUAGGCCGGGUGCCUAAAAUGCUCGUUGAUGUGAGAGGAGGUGGGCAGGAUAUAUCUGGGACAGGCCGAGCAGCAUAAAUUUGACUUCAUGGAGGUAAAUGUGCCGUUUGGUUCCAGGGUUUAAUGCAGCCUCAGUCCGUUUUUCUGACUGAGGAUGUAGCUCCUCUGCCUUGCGUGUUCGUUAGUCGCUGCUGAAAUGAUGCCAAAGAAAUGAGUAUGAGAAGGUUCUAGACUCGUUAGAUCAACUGAUAAUGACAGUGAAAAAGGUACAGUCAGGAUCCCAGAGCAACUUCUCCAAACUGAACUCUAGCCUAUCCUGGUCACAAUGGCUGCCAACAGCACCCCUCAGAGCUGUGGACCUAAUGUGGACUCCCUCUAUUACAACCUGUGUGACCUCAGUGCAGUUUGGGGCAUCGUGCUGGAGGCCUUCGCGGCGGCUGGCAUCGUCUUCUCCAUAGUGCUGUUCAUCUCGCUGCUCGCCAGCUUGCCCUUCAUGAAAGACAAGAACCGCAAGAGCUCAGUUGGUCUCCAUGCUUGCUUCCUGGUCAGCACUGCCGGUCUCUUCUGCCUGACCUUCGCCUUCAUUGUGGGAAAGGACUUCUCCACCUGUGCCUCACGGAGGUUCCUGUUCGGGGUGCUGUUUGGUGGCUGCUUUGCCUGCCUCCUGAUGCAGUGUGUGAGGGUGAACAUCCUCGCCAGACGGAACAGCGGGCCCCGGGCCUGGGUUUUAUGUCUUGGGGCAGCAGGGCUGUGGCUGGUGGAGGUGGUCAUCAACACCGAGUGGCUGAUCAUCACAGUGGUGCGUCACCCGCAGCGGCCACUCAAUGCCACAGCUGAAACUGGCAGAGCAACAGCUACGCCAUGCAACAUCGCCAACCAGGACUUUGUCAUGGCAUUGAUCUACGUGAUGACCCUGAUCCUGGCUGUGGUGGUGGCAAGUCUGGCUAUCAUGGCAGGCAAACACAAGCAGUGGAAGAGGGAAGGUGCCUGUAUCCUUCUGACCAGCCUGUUCUCUGUGGGAAUUUGGGUGGCAUGGAUCGUUAUGUACGUCUAUGGGAAUGAGACGCACGGGGGACCCUCAUGGGAUGACCCCACCUUGGCCAUCGCCUUGGUGGCGAACGCCUGGGUGUUCCUCAUCAUCUACACAAUUCCUGAAAUCUGCUGUUUAACCAGCGAUGAUGAAAGCCAGCAGAGCUAUGGAGAAGAUCUGUACCCAAACCAAGGAGUCGGCUACGAAACGAUCCUGAAGGAACAGGGCUCCAAGAGCAUGUUCAUGGAAAACAAGGCUUUCUCUAUGGACGAGCCCCACCAAGGGGCCAAGCCUGUGUCUCCAUACAGCGGCUACACCGGGCAGCUGCGUAGUUCGGUCUACCAGCCCACUGAACUAGCUCUCAUCACCAAGGCAAUUGGAAAACACCCUCCCGACCCAUCCUGUGACAUGGUCAUUCCCAGAGCUUCCACCAACUCUGCAGCCAACAGCGGGAGCAGCACCCCCUCAACACAAACUGAGACUGGGAACACUGCAUUCACACAGACAAACGGAAAUGGCGUAGGUCCUACCCCGAACCCCCGACGCCUCUCCUUCUUCACUCCACCGUUCUCUUCAUUUCUCCUUGUCACUUGCCUUCCUCCAGAUGCCUUUCUAUUCCCCUGCCUCAGUGCAUGUCAACCUCUCAGCUCCAGCUGUAUCCAUAGCAACCUCUUCUGCAGGUUGACUAUGAAUCACUUCUUUGUCUGGAUUUUUUUUUCUUACCUUACGGAGCUCACUCUCUCAAGGCCUUGUGUCUUUUACUCAGUCUGUUUAAUGUGCUAGUUGGACUGAGUGCACUCUGUUCUUCUUCCAUCUUUUCUCUCUUGAUGCAAGAAAUAAAGGUGGGAAGGGUAGUGUUUGAUUAGACGUGACUGCUCUCAAUUUGCUAUUAUAGUAGUAGUCUUUUUCCACAUUUCUCUGUACUAAACAUUUAUCUUCUAAAUCAUUAUCUGUAAUAAACACGUGCCCCUAAGCUUUUAAGGUUGCUCUGAGAGGUUUGUAGCAUGCUUCAUCAUGGAGGACUGCAGCUGUAGUCCAUUUGGAUUCACAGCAGUUACAAUGGUUUCCAAUGGAUUACCAUUUUUGUGGUAAAAUAAAGUAUCAAAACAACCAUUGAAAUAGUGUGGAAGAGUGGGUGUGACGAGGAGGGGUUUAAGUUUCUGCGAAUCUUAUGAUUCUUGAAAACCUGAAAUACAAUACACACUAAAUAGUUUACUUUACAGUGAGCAGGAAAUUGAAUUUUCAGACACUUAUGAAUCAUCAUGAGGAGACAUGAAUGUGACUUUCACAUCUAUCAGAGGCAAAGCAUUGCACAAUGGACACUACUGUACUAUUUUGUUCCACUAGUGGAAUUUUUGAUAAUGCAAAUUUGUACGCUUAGAUUUCAGUAGGUAGCAAAUAGGGAGGGAUUUCCGACACAUAUUGUGUUACCCAUUGAAUAGUGUAACUGUUGUGCACCCAGGCUGACUACAGCUGCUUUUCUCCACGAAUGAGGAAGCUGCAAACGUUUCAGUGCCACAUUUCAAGCCUCCAGAGGGUAGUUGAUAUAAUAGACACAGGUUCUACCGGUGAAGUAUUCACUUAAAAUCUCUUUAUGAUUUCGUUUGAUCAACACCAUCUUUCUCCUCUUCUGCAGCGCAAUGGUCUGCACCGGACGUCCCAGUGGUGAACACACAUGGCCAUCGACGCCCCGUCAAACUUAUUUCAGUUCCUGUCUUUUCAUUUGCACCUGCUGACUGUAUGUUUGCCAUUAUUUGUGGUUCCCUAAGCUGGUCCUAAGAGGAACCCUCAGCCCCGACAUGAAUAGGUGAACACUAGGUCAUAACUGCUGAUGUAAACAGCUAAACCUUCUAUUGACUGAUUCCCCAUGUGCCACUGGGUAUCAGACAGCGUGGAGCUUCAUUUGGAAGUCAGAGCGAGGGGAUGAAGCCACGGCUUUGCGGCAGAACAAAGCCUUUUUGCUAUGGUUGCCAUUCACUGGGAGUGAACUGUGAGCUCUCCGCCGGACCCAGUCACACAGAUGAAGAGUGACCGCGCUGACCACGCAAAACAUGGUGGGAGAGAAUAGCUUAACUACAUGUUGGGAAGUACACACACAUGUAAAAGUGCACCGCUUCCCCCUACACACAGCAUAAACAAGUUUUAGAACUGUCACUGCCGUGGCACCCCACCCACCAAUGGAACAUUUCUUCCUCAGUUUGGCAUGAACACAGCACAGGCUGGAAAAAUUCAGACUAUCAGAACGACUGCAUUCACUUAUGUUAAAAAAAACAAAACAUUGUGCAAGGUCAAGUUUAAUGAUGGGAGUCAGUCUAUAUUUUUGUGCCUGGAUUGUGAAUAUAGUUAAUAAACACAAAGUUCACACACAAAACUGAGCUACUGGUAUGGAAUUAAUGUAAAUAGGUCGUUAAUGUGUCAUUGGUUCUACACUGCAUGGAAACAUUGUGUGAAGAUGCAUUUUUAAUUCUACUUGUAUCACUACGGCGUGCCAUGUAAUUAUUUUAUCUAAUUUCUAUCAGUCACGCCAUCAGGAUAAUAGAUAGCCGAGGUGGCUUGUUUUCCAUUUCGUAGUUUUGUGUCAGUGUCCAGUCAGAUUUCUUGUUUCCCAACUCCGGGUCCACUUUCCCAGUUUGUUCUAUAUCUUUCUGCAACAUCUUGAGGCCUCAAUCAGUGAAUGAAGUUUGCUCACAAAUAACGAUUCCAAAAGUCUCAAGCUCAAUACCCACAUGUCACAUGUUACUUUUAGAUGUUUUCCUCAUUGCAUAUAGAUGAUUUAGUUUUCUUUGUCAUAUAACCAAAGAAGUGAAGAAGUGCUUUAUUUCAAAUAAAUGUGACCUGCAGCGCCCCAACGUUGCUGUUCCCAAGUCCUCAUUUGAUUUAAAAUAUUUCGGUAGCAUUGUUGGCCGUAAGGCAAUAGACAAUAUUGAUUAAUGUUAGCGUUUAACUUUUGAAAACCUGACCCGUACACAAUGUUGUUUCAGACCCAUUUUUUCAGCAUUUCAACUGUGGCUGCUGUUUAAAAUGUCGGUUCAAAGUCACGGUUUGGUUCCGUUUAGGGGCAAAAACAACUUGGUUAAGUU